GAAGAUUAUCGGGUGAAAGCUGUCCCGUUAAAUUGGAUACAGAUCCUUUUGCUCUGAAAGUCGUCCAUCACUAAGUAAAUCAGCUGAUGGUAGCAGCGGUAGAAACAGGCCUGCGAGAAGUAAAGAGUAAAAAUAAUAAUUCGCACAACAGCCGGUUCUACUUUGCCGGAAUUGACCCGGAUUUUAUCUGGCCUAGAGCUGUACUUUCGUAGAUCUGGUCCAAAACCCGGAGGAAUUUUUGUGCUGCUCCAUCCAUCCAAACUACACCUCGGUUAGGUGUAAUACAUGCAAUAGAUGGAGUCAUCUUAAGACCUGCUCAGGCCGAGUGACCAACAGACGACCUCCACAGUCCAUAGGAGUUAAAACAGGCAGUAUGACUCCCAUUCUGAUCAGUCGCCAGUUUCAAUUUAACUGAAACGGAAGAAGACCGAGAACUGUUCCCACGACAGUCGGGUCUAAGUAACCGGAGCGGACCCGGUUUUUUUAACCGGCGAAAGACCAAUUUCCACAACAGUAAGUUCUAUGAUAUUGGAAUCGGCCAGGGGCUGUUAUUUCGGCGAUCUAACCCUGUUUGGAUCAGUAAGGAAGACAUUAUUGUUUUGAAUUGAAGAGAGGAUGCCCUAUGACCCUCGGACAUAAUGCGAAGGAAAGAAGAAAAAGUUAGCGAGAACGCAGUCAAAGACACAAAGACUCUUCUGGAUUUUGUUAUCAAACUGGAUCAUCACACCUAUUCAAAAGUACACAGCUGAUGACUGUUGACAAUUCAAAAGAUGACAAAGAGUACUUACAAACACAAGGAACUGCUACCUGUUACCGUUAUGUUGAAAGGAGUUUGAGGAGUGGAAAAGUGAAAAAUGUAAUCAAUGCAAAUGAUCAGUGCAGCUCAUAAAGUACAAAAAUUAAUCAAAGUUGGUAUAAACAGGAUGCAUAGCUCUGUAGAAGAUGUGCAGCUGAACUCACUACACAUAAAGGUGUUGCCUGCGUUGCAAGACAAUUUUAUGUAUUUGAUUAUCGAUAGCUCAACAAAAGAAGCAGCCAUUGUUGAUCCCGUCGAUCCGGAGAGCGUGCUGGCUGCUGUAAGAGAAGAAAAUGUGCAUCUCACUAAAGUUUUAACUACACACCAUCAUUGGGAUCAUGCCGGUGGUAAUGAAAAGCUAGUAAAACUUUAUGGCAAACCAUUAGCUGUAUAUGGUGGCGACGAACGCAUUGGAGCACUUACAAAUAAAGUCACGCAAGAUGAUAAAUUUGAAAUUGGUAAUCUUAAAGUGAGUUGCCUUUUCACGCCCUGUCACACCACAGGACACAUCUGUUACUUCGUUGAAUCGCCAAAUAGUGACGACAGAGCAGUUUUUACCGGUGACACCCUUUUCCAAGGUGGCUGUGGACGUUUCUUUGAAGGCACACCGGAUCAAAUGUACUCAGCGUUGUGCCAGAAACUAUCUUCUUUGCCGGAAGACACCAAAGUCUUUUGUGGUCACGAGUAUACGUUACAGAAUAUGGCAUAUGCGCGUCAUGUCGAACCCAUGAAUGAGCGGAUUAUGAAACGUAUAGAAUGGGCAAAGUUGCGACGUGCUACCAACGCACCAACUGUACCGUCAACUAUUGGCGAGGAGAAAUCCUGGAAUCCAUUCAUGCGUGUACAUGAGCCUAAUGUACAGAAACAUGCUGGCGAGCAAGAUCCCAUUAAAACAAUGGGCAGUUUACGCAAAGAGAAGGAUAACUUUAAAGCUUAAAGGUUUUUGAUUGAAUGAAUAGAAAAAUGGUGUUGGGUGGUAUGUUAAAUAUUAUGCACACACUUUAAAUAUUUCCAUAACUAAAUAUGUAUGUUUUGUUGUUAUAUUCGUUGUUUUUAUGUAUAUGUUAAUUCCGAAAAAUGUGAAUUUAAAAUUUACUAUAUAUUGCCUCGACACAGAGCAUAUCAAUUUAAUUUGUGUUUAGAACACUUAUGAAAAGAUUACGCAGCUGACAUUUACUUUAAAAUUUUUACUAUUGUUUUUGAAACUGUUGGAAUUUCAAUUACAAAACACACCAAAUUAAUUCUUGAAUUUAUGUAAGUACGUCAAAACUUGAAAUAACAUUUUGUGAUUUAUGCCUGAAGAUUAAAAAUUGUAAACUUACAAUAAAAAUUAGCUGAAAUAAAUGUGCUCACUAUUUGGGCGUGGCUUAGCCCAUUAUAUAUAUAACAA
Bactrocera neohumeralis is the source of this 2186-nucleotide messenger RNA. RefSeq names its product hydroxyacylglutathione hydrolase, mitochondrial (gene tzn). The transcript has 4 exons. Gene Ontology annotation, molecular function: hydroxyacylglutathione hydrolase activity. Bases 864 to 1733 code for a protein of 289 amino acids. The record is from RefSeq and is a predicted model, not a curated record. Lineage: Eukaryota; Metazoa; Arthropoda; Insecta; Diptera; Tephritidae.